CUGCGCUCUCACACCAUUGCACCGAGCAAAGAAAAGAAGCCUCUCAAGAACAGCACAAGAACCAGCUCAGAUUAGCUAUAGCAAACGUCCAAGAGCAGAAGAAGCAAUGAGGCCAGGAGCAGGGUUCAACGAGACGGCGGCGGCCAAGGCGGCCGUGGUGGCCCCCGUGGCCGCGGCCGGCGCGGCGCAUUCCGCGUGGCACUCCCCGGUGCCGUACCUCUUCGGCGGCCUGGCCGCCAUGCUCGGGCUCAUAGCGUUCGCGCUCCUCAUCCUCGCCUGCUCGUACUGGAAGCUGUCCGGCUACCUGGAGGGCGGCGCCGGCCGCGGCGACGACGACGGUGCGUCCGCCGACGGCGCGAAGCCCGCGGCCUCGGAGCUGCCGCCGCCGAUAUGGGAGGAGAAGAUACUGGUGAUCAUGGCCGGGGACGUGAAGCCGACGUACCUGGCCACACCCAUGUCGAGCAGAGCCUCCUCCUUCGGCGACAGGAGCAACAACGGAGAGGACGACGAGAAGAAGAAGGUGCAGGAGGUCGCCAUGGGUAGCCUCAAAGAUACCGAGAAUGGUGAGCACAGUGAGAGCCAGAGAGACAGAGAUGAGCACCACAUCCCAGAGGUGUGAGUUUUGCUUCCAUUUUUCUUUUUUUUGCUUAGAUUUUAGGUCUAUUUUGAUGCAUCGGUGAGAUGAUCAGAGAUUCAGAGUACGUUGCUCGCGAUUGUUGGCGGAGCACAGAACGCACAGCAAUUUUGUUUUGGUUCCCUCGAAGAAAAAAAGUGUAGUUCUUUGAUGCCGCCAAACAGAACAGUACAGGAUUGGAUAACCACCUCCUCAUCAAAAAUGUCCAAUUUUGUGGGGUUAUCUGUAAUUCUUGCAAUGUCAAACGGAGCAGAGAGCAGAUGAUCAUGAAUGAUGACCAUUGCCAUCAGAACAACACCAACCAAGAUCAUAGUUUUGUAGAGCAACACAUGUAACUUUUUUCGUUUCUUUUUGCUACAAUGACAAGGGCAGCUUUGCUAAGCCUUUUGUUUCUUGAGGAAAAGCUGGUUCCUCUCUAUUUCCUUUCUGUUUGUUUUUGCUCCGAGCGAAUGGAAAUGGGAAUAUUUUUGCUUCCUCUUCGUCGUCUUCUCUUUUGCGUAGUGGCCAUUUGGACAAGUGGGCUAUAUGCAUGUGUGUGUGUGUGUGUGUGGAGGAAUCAGGUAGGGCGCACACACACACACUGAAUGUGUAUGAGUAAAUCGAGGGCAAAGUGGAUGAGAAUUAUUUGCUUGAGCCUUUCAGGUAGGAGACGCCGCGGUGCGUCGAUGGGCAUAGCCCUUCAUGAUUGCGAAUAUGUAUGAUC
Messenger RNA from Oryza brachyantha (malo sina), 1337 nucleotides. Its product is annotated as protein GLUTAMINE DUMPER 2-like. The record is from RefSeq and is a predicted model, not a curated record. Gene Ontology annotation, biological process: regulation of amino acid export. The transcript has a single exon. The coding region runs from base 107 to 619 and encodes 170 amino acids. Lineage: Eukaryota; Viridiplantae; Streptophyta; Magnoliopsida; Poales; Poaceae.